AAAAAAAAGCGGUGAGAAAAAGAAAGAAGAGAGAGGGUGACCACUAUGGAGACAGCGCAACCCAUUACUCAUUAUUGGUUUUCUCCUACCAUUCUUUUGCUAAAGUUCAAGUCUUUGUGUAAGUUUCUCAGAAGAAGAACCAAAUCGAAAAUUGAAGACUUUGCGCUGUUGUCUUGAAGACCUAAGUCGAUCUGACUUCUCUUUUUUUUUUCUUUUUUUUUUUUUCUCUUGUAGCAAUGCUGAGAAUUUAGCUGCAUUCACUCUUUCUUCUGUCAGUUCAAUUCAAUCUCUCCUCUUUUCUUACAACAAUGGCAUCUAGAACCAAAACUGGGUUGAUGGAGACUCCUCGUAGUAAACCAUCACCACCACCUCCCCGACUGAGUAAACUUACUCCUACUAAAUCCGAUGGCAGUUCGGCUUCCCCCGUGCCAAAUACUCGUCUUUCGCUUGACCGUUCUCCUCAAACAGCUAACUCAAAGCCUGCUCCUGAUCGUCGGCCUUCUAGGAUUCCUACACCCGAGAAAGUGCAUUCACGGUUGGUGAAAGGGUCGGAGCUUCAAGCUCAAUUGAAUCAGAUUCAGGAGGAUUUAAAGAAAGCCGAUGAGCAAAUAGAAUUGCUCAAGAAAGAUAAAGCUAAAGCCAUAGAUGAUCUUAAAGAAUCCGAGAAACUUGUAGAAGAAGCCAAUGAGAAACUCAAAGAGGCAUUGGCAGCUCAGAAACGAGCUGAGGAGUGUUUCGAGGUUGAGAAAUUCCGAGCUGUUGAACUGGAACAGGCUGGACUUGAAGCUGUUCAGACAAAGGAUGCAACGUCAAGGAACGAGCUAGAGUCUAUUAGAAGUCAGCAUGCGUUGGACAUCUCAGCUCUCCUCUCUACCACAGAAGAACUUCAGAGGGUGAAACAUGAAUUGGCUAUGACCGCUGAUGCUAAAAACAAGGCGCUAAGCCAUGCUGAGGAAGCGACGAAGAUUGCUGAAAUCCAUGCUGAGAAGGCUGAGAUUCUUUCUUCUGAAUUAGGCCGGUUAAAGGCAUUGCUCGGUUCCAAGGAAGAAAAAGAAGCUAUUGAAGGUAACGAGAUUGUGUCUAAACUGAAGUCUGAGAUUGAAACGUUGAGAGGGGACCUUGAAAAAGUUGGUAUCCUUGAGAAUAGUCUGAAGGAGCAUGAACAAUCAAUUGAACAGCUUCACGUUGAUCUAGAAGCUGCUAAAAUGGCUGAAUCUUGCGCUAUUGGCUUAGCAGAAGAAUGGAAGAACAAGGUUCAUGAACUUGAAAAACAUGUUGAAGAAGCAAAUAGAUUGAAGACAUUUGCUUCAGAAUCUGUGGAAUCCGUUAUGAAGCAGCUGGCCGAAUGUAAUCAUGUGCUGCAUGAGAUGAAAUCCGAAAAUGCUGCACAAAAAGAAAAGCUUGAGUUGCUAGAGAAAACAGUUGACGCGCAGAGAACAGAUCUUGAGGAAUCUGGACGCCAGGUUUGGAUCGCAAAAGAAGAAGCUUCUGAAAUGGAAAAACUUGUUGAAUCCAUAAAAUCUGAGCUUGAGAUCUCCGAAGAGGAAAAAACUAGGGCCUUGGACAAUGAAACGACUCUAACAUCAAAUAUUCAGAAUCUAAUGAAUGAAAAGACAGAACUUUCAAUAGAACUGGAACGCUGUAAGAUGGAAGAAGAGAAAAGCAAGAAAGAUAUGGAUAGCUUGACGUUGGCUUUGCAGGAAGCAUCUACUGAAGCGAGGGAAGCAAAGGAGAAGUUUUUGGCAUGUCAAGAGGAGUUCAAGCACUGUGAAUCCCAGUUUGACAGUUUGAAGUUGGCUUCAAAGGAGACAAAUGAAAAGUAUGAGCAAAUGCUUGAGGAUGCUAGAUUUGAAAUUGAUAGUCUGAAAAGUGCUGUAGAUAGCAUCCAGAAUGAGUUCGAGAACUCUAAGGCUGGGUGGGAACAGAAAGAGCUUCAUCUGAUGGGCAGUGUGAAGAAAUCAGAAGAAGAAAAUUCGUCUUUGCAGGAAGAAGUAAGUAGGCUGGUGAAUUUGAUCAAAGAAAGUGAAGAAGAUGCAUGUGCAAAGAAGGAGGAAGAAGUCAAUUUGAAAAAUAAUCUCCAAGAAGCUGAAGGGGAGGUAAAGUACCUACAGGAAACACUUGGAGAAGCAAAAGCUGAAAGCAUGAAACUGAAAGAGAGCUUGUUGGACAAAGAAGAUGAGCUAAAGAAUGUCAUGGCAGAGAACAGCAGCCUCAGAGAAUGGGAAGGUUCUGUAAUUGAGAAAAUCGAGGAGUUGUCGAAGGUUAAGGAAAGCUUGGUUGAUAAAGAAACCAAGUUAAAGAGCAUAACUCAAGAAGCUGAAGAGCUAAAAGAAAAGGAGGCCGCUCAUAUGAAGCAGAUUGAGGAGUUGUCAAUGGCGAAUGGAAGCUUGGUUGAUAACGUAACCAAAUUGCAGAGCAUUGUUCAAGAAAGUGAAGAUCUCAAAGAAAAGGAAGCUGCUUAUCUUAAGAAGAUUGAGGAGUUAUCAGUAGUGAAUGAGACCCUGGCUGAUAACUUAACGGAUUUGCAAAGCAUUGUUCAAGAAAGUAAGGAUCUCAAAGAAAAGGAGAUUGCUUAUCUUAAGAAGAUUGAGGAGUUAUCCGUGGCAAGUGAGAGCUUGGUUGGUAAAGAGACCAAACUGCAGCACAUUAGUCAAGAGGCUGAGGAGCUCAGAGGAAGGGAGGCUGCUCAUUUGAAGAAGAUUGAGGAGUUGUCGAAGACGAAUGAGAGUUUGGUUGAUAAUGUGGCCAAUAUGCAAAGCAUGGCUCAAGAAAGUAAGGAUCUCAAAGAAAGGGAGGCUGCUUAUCUUAAGAAGAUUGAGGAAUUGUCAAUGGUAAAUGGGACCUUGGCUGAUAAUGUAACCAAUCUGCAGAAAAUAUCUGAAGAAAGUAAGGAGCUCAGAGAAAGAGAGACUACAUUACUUAAGAAGACAGAGGAGUUGUCAGAAUUGAAUGAAAGCUUAGUUGAUAAAGCGAGCAAAUUGCAAACAGUUGUUCAGGAAAAUGAGGAAUUGAGAGAAAGGGAGACUGCGUAUCUAAAAAAGAUUGAGGAGUUGUCAAAAUUGCAUGAAAUGUUAUCUGAAAAAGAAAACAGUCUCCAGAGUUCUAUUCAUGAGAAAGAGGAGCUCAAAGAAAGGGAGACUGCUUAUCUUAAGAAGAUUGAGGAUUUGUCAAAGGUGCAAGAGGAUCUGCUUAAUAAAGAAAAUGAGUUGCAUGGUAUGGUCGUGGAGAUGGAGGACCUUAGAUCAAAGGACUCUCUCGCCCAAAUGAGGAUAGAAGAGUUAUCAAAUUUUAAUGCAAGUUUGCUCGUUAAAGAGAAUGAGUUACAGGCUGUUGUUUGCGAAAAUGAGGAGCUGAAGUCCAAGGAGGUUUCAUCACUAAAGACGAUAGACGAGCUGUCAGACCUGAAACAAAGUUUGAUUCACAAAGAAAAAGAGCUCAAGGCUGCAAUUGUUGAAAACGAGAAGCUCAAGGCUGAAGCAGCCUCGUCCCUCGAGAGGAUUGAAGAGUUGACAAAUCUUAAACAGAGUUUGAUAGAUAAGCAGAACGAACUGCAGGUUGUCUUUCAUGAAAACGAGGAGCUCAAGGCCAAGGAGGCUUUGUCUUUGAAAAAGAUUGAUGAGUUACUACAUCUAGAGCAAAGUUGGCUUGAUAAGGAAAGUGAGUUUCAAAGAGUUACGCAAGAAAACCAAGAGCUUAAAACGCAGGAUGCUUUAGCAGCAAAGAAAAUAGAGGAGUUGUCAAAGCUGAAAGAGAGCUUACUUGAAAAAGAAACCGAACUAAAAGGCAGGGAAGCUGCCGCAGCCCUUGAGAAAAUGGAAGAAUCAUCAAAGGUUGGAAACGGUGACCUUACCAACAUCGGAACAGAUUAUGACUUGGUUCAGUUUUCCGAAGUAAAUGGUCUUAGGAAUGGGGAUGUAAAGACAAAGACUGAUCCUUUUCAGCACAGAAGCAGAGAACAUUUGGUACAAGAAAGUCCCAUGGAAGCAAUUGAUAAACAUUUGAUGGGUGGAACUCAUAGGGUACCUCACAGAGGUGAAGGAGAAAGGAGAGUAGAUAAAGACAGUGUGGAGCCUGAAUUCAAGAUGUGGGAGAGCUACAAGAUAGAAAAAAGCGAAGUAUCUCCCGAGAGAGAGACCGAGCUCGACUCUGUAGAAGAGGAAGUUGAGUCGAAAGCAGAAGGCAGUGAGAACAUGGAUCAGUAUAGCAAUGGCUUCUCUUCAACAGACCACACCGAAGAUUCUGGAAAUUUGCUGUUAAAGGAACAACAUAUGAAGAAGAAGAAACCUUUGCUCCGGAAAUUUGGAAACCUGCUUAAAAAGAAGAGUACAGGCAGUAGCAGUCAAAAGUAGGGUCUCUUUGCAACAGGGCUUUUCUUGGUUUAUGUUUAUCGUAUUAAAAUUUCUGAGAGUAUAGCUCUAUAUUUGAUCUAUGCUUUCACAUGGCUUCCAAAUCAAGAUUUAGAUUGUCUAUGACACUCCCCUUUGAUCUUGUUCUCUUAUUUUUUUUCUUCUUGAAUUGUUUUUGUUGUGAGUUUUAGCGUACUGCAAAGAAAGAACAUUUCAUUUAUUAUCUGCAAGAUUCUGUAUAGAAGCAGGGUUACUUAUUAA
Messenger RNA from Camelina sativa (false flax), 4607 nucleotides. RefSeq names its product putative WEB family protein At1g65010, chloroplastic. Gene Ontology annotation, biological process: reciprocal meiotic recombination. NCBI's taxonomy places the organism in Eukaryota, Viridiplantae, Streptophyta, Magnoliopsida, Brassicales, Brassicaceae. The record is from RefSeq and is a predicted model, not a curated record.